AUGCACCACCGACUCCUUCUCUCAUUCUCAACCAACCAUAGCCGAGUUGAGUGCCCAUAUGACUCAGCUCCUACAGAUGCAGACUUUAGCCCCGAAUAUGAUCCUGAAUCAGGAUCCUAUUUUGAUGACCCCGAACUCGAUUCGAAAUCAGGAUCCUAUUUUGAUGACCCCGAACUCGAUUCGAAAUCAGGAUCCUAUUUUGAUGACCCUGACUAUGACGACGAUGACGACCUCGACUCUGACGACGACCCUGACCCCCACUCUGAUGAUGAACCCGACCCCGAAUUUGUCUCUGAUUUAGACCACGAUCCCGACUUCAACUCCGACUUCGACUCCGGCCUUGACUCAGGAUCAGAUCCUGAUCCGAAUUCCUACUCAACCUGUAUCUUAUGCCUCUCCGCUGCACAUAUUUUGACUUCUCGCCUAACGACCUUGACACAUGGACCAGAUUGCUCAUAUUUUGGUGAUUCAAGACACACUCAUGAGACUUGUUUUAAAUUGCAUGGCUACUCCGAUUGUUAUGGAUUCCGUACUUCCGAUAAGAUUGAUUCAAGGAGCUGGAUAAUUGAUUAUGGUGCAACUGAUCAUAUGACGUUUGAUCCUGAUGAUUUUAUGAAUACUACACAACGUCGACGAACUUGUAUUGCAAAUGCCAAUGGAGUUACGUAUCGUGUGACAGGGGCUGGCAUUGUUGCACUCUUAUCUUCUCUCUCACUGUCUAAUACUUUACUUGAUAUUCACACUAAGGAGAUUCUUGGUUGUGGUACUAAAAAAGGGGGGCUAUAUUAUGUCGAUGACUUCAGUCCCGGUGUGGCUAACAGUGUGACGCAUCCCUUUGAUAACAAACAAAAGCAAAUCUGGGUGUGGCACCGUUGUUUGGGACAUCCGUCUUUUAGUUAUAUGAAGCAUCUUAUACAAGAUUUAUUCUCAGGAUUCAUGGACUUUGACUUCAUAUGUGAUACUUGUAUUUUGGUCAAGAGUCACCGUGUGCUCUACCCGUUGAGUACGAACAAGUGUACUACUCUAUUUACGUUAAUUCACUCUGAUGUCUGGGGACCUUCCCCUAUCAUUGCUCCUUCUGGUUCAUUCUACAAACAGAUGAAAACUCAGUUUAAUGCUCAAAUCCAGAUUAUUUGCUCAGACAAUGAUGGAGAAUUUUUCAAUCAUGACUUUCAGACUUACUUCCAACAACAUGGAAUUAUCCAUGAGACGACUUGUCUGCAGACACCACAACAAAAUGAUGUGCUUGCGCAACACAGACCUCUGCCCUAUAUUUUGGCACUCACACCUGGAAUCUUUGGAUGUGUGGCUUUCGUUCAUCUCCACAAAAAUCAACAUAGCAAACUUGAUCCCUAUGCUCUUCGUUGUGUUUUUGUGGGUUAUGCCACUAAUCAGAAAGGCUACCGAUGUUAUCACCCUCCUACCCGAUGUACCUAUGUCACUUUAGAUGUGACAUUUCUAGAAUCUGAGUUGUUCUUCCAUGACAUAUCAUCCAAUUUUAUGCUUCAGGGGGAGAUACGAAGUGAAGAGCAGAAUUGGAGCAACUUGGAAAACGAAGAAAUUUUCCUCUGUACAGAAAUGAUUGAUUAUCCCGAGUCUGGAGCACGAGAUUACUCUCUGCCGAAAAGCGAUCAAUCGCCCAUUCAUAGCGAUCAAUUGCCUGACCCACCUGAUCCAUGCGAAGAUAUUUCUGAUACGAGUCUCACACCUACAAACAAUAUAGAACAACAAGAUGAAGACCCCCAUCUAACUCAACAGUACCAACAGACCAAUUUCCUGAGAAUAUCCUUGAGGCAGAAUCGUGGGAAGCUACCAAACCAUUAUUCACUUGAUAUUGGCAAGACAUCCAAGUAUCUAAUUGCAAAUCAUGUAUCCACUGAGAAGUUGUCUGAACCACUCGAGGCUUUUGUGCACCAGUUGUCUGCUAUCCAUAUUCCAACUAAGGUCUCUGAAGCAUUGAAAUAUCCUAAGUGGGUCAAAGCUAUAAAAGAUAAGAUGAAAGCUCUUGAGAAAAAUCAGACUUGGACAUUGGAGACUAUACCACAAGGAAAAAAGACUAUCGGAUGUAGAUGGGUGUUUACUAUAAAACACAAUGCAGAUGGAUCUAUCAAGCAAUACAAGGCAAGACUUGUGGCAAAAGGGUACACACAGACCAAUGGUAUAGACUAUGAAGAAAACUUUGCUCCAGUUGCAAAGUUAAACACUGUUAGAGUCUUAUUGUCCCUUAUAGCUAAUUUGGAUUGGCCACUACACCAGUUUGAUGUAAAGAAUGAUUUUCUACAUGGCGAACUCAUGGAGGAGGUGUACAUGGACAUUCCUCCUGGAUAUAAUACUACUCAGACUGGAACAGUUUGCAGGUUACGAAAAAUAUUGUAUAGAUUGAAACAGUCACCACGUGCAUGGUUUGGACGGUUCACCAUGGCAAUGAAGAACAAUGGUUUCAAACAGUGCAACUUAGAUCAUACUCUGUUCUUGAAACAUCGGAAAGGGAAGAUAACAUCAUUAAUAAUCUAUGUUGAUGAUAUAAUUAUUACUGGGAAUGAUAAACAGGAAAUAUCACAGCUACAAGACUAUUUGGCUACUAAGUUUGAGAUGAAGGAUCUUGGUGGACUCAAGUAUUUCUUGGGAAUUGAGGUGGCUCGAUCGCAGCAAGGCAUAUUUCUCUCUCAAAAGAAAUAUGUCUUGGACUUGUUGACAGACAUAGGAAUGUUAGAUUGUAAACCUGCGGACACUCCUAUUGUUCAGAAUCAUCAUCUUGGAGAAUAUUUAGAUCAAGUUCCAACUAACAAAGAAAGAUACCAAAGGUUAGUGGGAAAAUUGAUCUAUUUGUCACAUACUCGACUAGACAUUGCUUAUGCGGUGAGCGUUGUCAGUCAAUUUAUGCACUCUCCAAGUGAAGACCACAUGAAUGUAGUUCUUCGGAUACUUAGAUAUUUGAAGUAG
Molecule: messenger RNA, 2943 nt
Organism: Prunus armeniaca (apricot)
Lineage: Eukaryota; Viridiplantae; Streptophyta; Magnoliopsida; Rosales; Rosaceae
Source: the annotation of a GenBank genome assembly